ACUUGUCAUAGUCCGGAGAAAGAAAGUCCGCUUGUCACACACAAAGAAACAGCAAAAUUUUGCUGUUGCCACGGAACAGAGGCGAGUCGACUCGAGUCGAGCUUGAGGUGGUGCCGGCUUGGUGGGCACUCCCGCGUGGUCCCAAGUAUGCGGGAUUAUUCAGAGCGAUUCAUUUGGUUCCCACCCGUCGGUCGGUCGCGAACACGGCUUGCCCUCUCCCACGAGCAGGAUGGCAAAUCUGACAUUUGUGCGAAGGCAACACGGGGUGCUUCCUAUGACACUUGCUACAAUUGCUCAGUUAUGCGGGAAACAGCCAAAUCGAAUUGCGGAUACAAUUGCUACUGGAUGCCAGCCCCCACGUGGAGAUGCUUAUUUCCGGGAACAAGCCAAUCGGCGACAAAUGAAACAGAGUCUAUCGGCAAUAGGGAUCUCAUCCCAGCGCUGAUACAAAGCAAUGACCCAGCAAUGCUAUCUAGUACGGUCUCACCUAUUCUCCACGUGCGAGAUUAUUUGUAAACCGCACAGACGGCUCUGAGUACCAGGUUUCGUCAUGGAAUUUGGCCUGCGCGAAGAAGACCUGUGGAUGGAUAGCAUCCA
Aspergillus costaricaensis CBS 115574 is the source of this 597-nucleotide messenger RNA. RefSeq lists its product as uncharacterized. The transcript is spliced from 3 exons. Lineage: Eukaryota; Fungi; Ascomycota; Eurotiomycetes; Eurotiales; Aspergillaceae. The record is from RefSeq and is a predicted model, not a curated record. The annotation marks the transcript as partial.